AUGGACAAGAUCAACGACGAUCAACUAGCUAUCAUCAUCGGCCACGAGAUGGCCCACGUAUUACUGCGCCAUACUAACCGUAUGUUGAGCAGGGCUACUAGUAGACAAAUAUACAUAAUAUGUAUACAUAUUAUGUAUUAUAUAAGCGUCAUAAUGUUCCUCGGUACGUGGACGUUCACAUGUAAACUCGAUGAUGGUAUAUUCGCCAGGCGCAUGGACACGAAGGCUGACAGAGUCGGUUUCAUGAUGGCCGCGUGAGCCUGCGUGGACAUCACGUAAGGCCCAAAACUGUUUAACUCCUUGGCCGACAAAGAAGAACAGUCGUCCGUCAAACCCCAUAUAUUGGGGUGGAUGAAUGAUACUCACUUGUCACACCGGAGACGAGCGAAACAACUGAACCGACUGAUGAACGAGGCUCGAAAACUGCAGAAAUCAGUCAAUUGCCACGAUAACGGACAAACCGAUCAUGUACAGGAUCGAUAA
Molecule: messenger RNA, 483 nt
Organism: Sipha flava (yellow sugarcane aphid)
Lineage: Eukaryota; Metazoa; Arthropoda; Insecta; Hemiptera; Aphididae
Product: metalloendopeptidase OMA1, mitochondrial-like
Exons: 2
Biological process (GO): protein quality control for misfolded or incompletely synthesized proteins; mitochondrial protein processing
Cellular component (GO): mitochondrial inner membrane
Molecular function (GO): metalloendopeptidase activity
Source: RefSeq, a predicted model, not a curated record